UCAUGUCUUUUUGCUCAGUGAAAUUUUAUCUAGUCAAUUAUGGUCUUGUAAAACCAAGGAAUAUUGAUCCUAUAAAACCAACCCUUCAAUCGAUAAUGUUACGCUGACAACAGGUGCAGACGACGUGCCGUGAAUGUUAAGUUGAAGAGCGCCUCCAAUAGGCGACAUCGGGAAGGAGCGCUUGCUGUGUGUGACAGCGAGCUACCUGAAAUGAGACGAUUGCAGAAGACUUAAGAGGAGUGCUGGCGAGUCGGUCGACUGCAUACGUUUUCCCCACUGUUUGGCUUAAAUUCGAUGUCUUUUAAUUCAAAUGCUUCGCAGGUUUGUUAUUCUGGCGGCUAGUCAAAGCUUGGCCAAGAUCAAGUGCAGAGUGCUGAUUGAUUGCCAUGUCUGCCUGGCAAGGAGACACCGCUUUCCGUUAUCUCAACACCUGACAUAUCGCCCUCUUUCAACUCCACCCAUCAUGGAGGACUCGCAGUCCAUAGAGCAACAUGACCUAGUCCGAGAUCUACUACCUGACCUCUUAACCUCCACAGAGGGCGGUAGAUGGUUACCAGGGAGGUCUCUGGUAAUGUCAGAAGCCCAAAUCCGUCGAGUCUGUUCUCGCUACAGCCAGCUUGAUGAGCCUGCUAAAGCCAAGUUUCUCUUGGCUUUAUCCCAGAUGUGUGGAAUCCACCACGAAAGCGUCUUCAAAGCAGCUAAGAACCUGCAGUCCGUCCAGGAGAAAGAAGAGGCUGUUCUGCUUCAGUCAGAGCAGCGACUCACUCAGAUGCUGACGCCAGGUUACAAGUUACUCUUUGCCAACAUCGCACGACUGGAGAACGGCAUCAAGUUCCUUGUGGAUAUGAGAGCAGACAUUCAUACGUUCUUGCAUCACCAACAGCAGAGCCUGUCCACUGAGGCUCACCUGAGGAUGCUCCAAGCUACACUGAAGGACAUGCUGUCUCACUGGUUCUCAGCCGGUCUCCUUCAACUUCAGACUAUCACAUGGCAGUCUUCCUGUGAAAUGCUCCAAAAGAUCAGUGAGUACGAAGCAGUUCACCCAGUCCGUGGCUGGGCUGACCUCAAGCGGCGAGUUGGUCCGUACCGACGCUGCUUCGUCUACACCCACAGCAGUAUGCCUCAAGAACCUGUCAUCAUCCUACAUGCUGCUCUCACCGAUCAUAUACCUGCGAGUAUAAAGUCCAUAGUGGGAGAAACAAGAGACAGAAAUUCCUCAAAACCUCCCCUGGCAUUGGAAGAGCAAGAGGACCCAGGACGCAUCACAGCAGCUAUAUUCUAUUCCAUCAGUUCUACACAGAUGGGUUUACGAGGUGUGGAUUUGGGUAACCACCUCAUCAAGCACGCCGUCCGCACGCUACAGGCAGACUUCCCUCAUCUUGGCGUCUUCUCCAGCUUGUCUCCAAUCCCUGGAUUCCGGAACUGGCUCCUGGCCGAAAUCGGCAGACAUCACAAGGGUGAAAAUGCUGCAACGCUUUUUACUGCUGAUGAGCUCAAGGCUGUCCACAGCAUGGCAGGUCGAUCUGACGAAUCGCAGUUGGCGACGAUGAGACGAUUGCUAUCGACCAAUCAGUGGGCUCAGUUGGAAAAGUUAAUUGAUCAGUUGGAGCAUCCUUUAAUGCGACUGUGUGCAAGGUAUUUGUACACAGAAAAACACAGAGGCUUUGCUUUAGACUCUGUAGCCAAUUUUCACCUGGGCAAUGGCGCAGUGAUGUGGAGGCUGAAUUGGAUGGGUGACCCCUCGCCCCGUGGCCUGACAGCCUCUUGCGGCAUGAUGGUCAACUAUCGCUACUACUUGGAGAGCACCCAACAGAACAGUCAGUCCUAUGCCUUGGACCAGAGGGUGGCCACAACAGAGCAGGUCUUGGGCCUGGCGGAGGAAAGUCGACUGCUGGAACAGAAGAGCAGUCUAUGAUUGAUGGGUGAAGGUGUGCUGUUUGUGAGAUCAGUAGAUCAACGGCGGCAGAAUGAUUUUCAAAGGGGGACAGCAGUUGCGCGACCACCAGCCAUUAAUAGGCUGCUCCAUUAAGCCUCACCCCAUUGUAGGAUAUGCAAAAAGUGAUCGGGGAGGCACUGCCGAUGACUAGAGUGUGCUUUUGUGGCCUACUUACGAGAGUGAUCGAGGGCAUGCAGACUUCAUAUACCUGUUCACACUCAUCUAAUAAAAGCCCUUACAUAAAACAUUCAGAACAAUGCAAAACAAUUUUCAAGUCGUGUGCAUUGAGCUCCUGUAUGAUAUCUGGGACAUAAUACUUAAUGUGCUACAAUUAAUUUGAAGUCUUAUUUUGAGACAAUACAACUCAAAAAUGAAUUUAAAGACAUUAAGACUGUAUGCUAUUUGUUGAGAACUGAAAGGAAAUUUCAGUUCUGUGAAAUUUUUAUUUUCUGUGAUUACACAAGUCGAAUUUCAGAAGACUCUAUCAGGUAACGGGAAAGUAAGCAGGCUUAUGACUAUGCUCAUUGAACUGAAGUUACCUCUGGCAGUGUUAGUAUAAAGAAAUUUUAAUUUUGAAGGCCUGAAUAAUGAUGUAAAUUUCAUUGUAAAAGUUAAAAUUAUGGAGUGAACACCAGCUGUUUAUAAAAUACUGUAUAUGAUAGAGACUUCCAAAUCUGGUUUUGAAUCUCUUACCUUGUUGUUUUUAUUCAGUUACGAAGUUACGUAAACUUUUGGAGAUUUAUGAAGACUAAAUUUAUUCAAAGUGGUGUCAUGGGUUGGGCUUUCCUGCCAUUAACAAUUUUCAAUCGGGACUUGCAGCCGAGUUAGAUCAACAUUAUUUUUUGUCUUUUACUCAGUCAAACUGAUCCCUUAUGUAAACCCCAUAUGAAGCUCCGCCCUUCUUGGUGUUACCGGCAAAAGGAAAUUUCAUUUUCCCAGUCAACAAUCGUACUUUUUUUUUCAAAUGUAGGAAAUAAAGUCCGCGUCCAUCUCGCUGCAAUUAA
This is a messenger RNA of Acanthaster planci (crown-of-thorns starfish), 2940 nucleotides long. Its product is annotated as malonyl-CoA decarboxylase, mitochondrial-like. Gene Ontology annotation, cellular component: mitochondrial matrix; peroxisomal matrix. Lineage: Eukaryota; Metazoa; Echinodermata; Asteroidea; Valvatida; Acanthasteridae. Gene Ontology annotation, biological process: malonyl-CoA catabolic process; fatty acid biosynthetic process; acetyl-CoA biosynthetic process. Gene Ontology annotation, molecular function: malonyl-CoA decarboxylase activity. The record is from RefSeq and is a predicted model, not a curated record.